This is a messenger RNA of Cuscuta europaea, 439 nucleotides long. Lineage: Eukaryota; Viridiplantae; Streptophyta; Magnoliopsida; Solanales; Convolvulaceae. The record is from the annotation of a GenBank genome assembly.
GAGGGUGACAGUCAUCCCUCCGUGCUCUCUAAUGGCUUCAGUAAAGCAAGCCCUAGGUGAUCUGAACAAGGAGAGGUUUGUGUCACUUUUGAGAAAGCUGAUCGGCGAGUCGAAGCACGUUCAGAACAACCCACCUGAGUUAAUCCCGGAGGAGGACAAGAUAGUGAAACCCGUUCUUGACUCCCUCCUCCCUUACAGCACCGCUAGCGGCGGCGGGCCACUAGUUAUAAACCAUGUUGCCUAUAAGUCCAAUCGGGGCAAUCUUAUCGUCGAGUACCCCGGCACCCAGCCAGGAAAGAUUCUGUCUUUUGUGGGAAUGCACAUGGACGUUGUCACAGCCAAUCCUUGAGCAUCGAUGGCUAUAAACUUUGUGGACGGGGAACAACUGAUUGUUUAGGUCAUGUUGCUCUUGUUGCCGAACUUAUGAGACAAUUGGGAG